Athene cunicularia (burrowing owl) is the source of this 1976-nucleotide messenger RNA. RefSeq names its product DExD/H-box helicase 58 (gene RIGI). Lineage: Eukaryota; Metazoa; Chordata; Aves; Strigiformes; Strigidae. Gene Ontology annotation, cellular component: cytoplasm. The record is from RefSeq and is a predicted model, not a curated record. Gene Ontology annotation, molecular function: single-stranded RNA binding; zinc ion binding; double-stranded RNA binding.
GCAGGGGCCGAGCCCCGCACCCCGCACUCAGCCGGGACCGGGAGCGGUGCCGGUGCCGCCGGCGGUGCGAAGUCGGCCUUUGCAUGGCUGCGGAGGAGAAGAGGAACCUGCAGCGCUGCAGGCGGAACAUCUAGGGGGCCCUGAACCCCAUCUACAUCCUGAGCAACAUGACGGACUGGCUGUCCGACGAUGUGAAGGAGAGAGUCCGGAAGGAGGAGGAGAAGGGGGUGAGGGCGGCCGCCGCGCUGUUUCUGGACGCCGUCCUGCAGCUGUAGGCCGAGGGCUGGCUCCGGGCCUUCCUCCGCGCCCGGGUUGCAGCAGGUUACACUGGGCUGGCAGAAGCAAUUGAAAACUGGGACUUCAGCAAACUGGAAAUACUGGAGUUGCACAGACAGCUCCUGAAGCACAUAGAAGCAACAAUGUGAGAAGUUGAUCCCGUAGCACUCAUGCCUUACAUAAACACAUGCCUGAUAGAAAGGGAGUGCAAUGAGAUCCUGCAGAUUAAGCAAUACAGAAGCAAAGCAGCUGGGUUAACUAAAUUCAUUGAAUGCCUCUGUCGAUUGGACAAGGAAAACUGGCCAAAAAGCUUUCAGCUGGCACUAGAUAAUGCAGGAUAUUACAAUGCAAGUGUGUGGAAUAUGAGAGAAGAUAAUGGCAAAGAUGUUGAUGGUGAAAUUACAGACAUCUCUGAGAAGAGUUUCGAAACCACAAUUACAUUUUUUGAAGAAGCAGAAUGUGAUAAUAAUCUCAGUGAAAAUCUUUGUUCAGCUUCAGAAAGGACCUAUCAGUCUCCACCUGUUUAUGAACCAAAGGAGGAUUGGAGAUACCAGAUUGGACUUGCACAGCCUGCUAUCAAUGGGAAAAACACAUUGAUAUGUGCCCCCACAGGUAAGAAAACACAAUAUCUUAGAAAAAUUCCCUUGAUGGAGAGGUCUGUGAAGGAUAGGGAAAGGUACAAGAAAGAACCAGAACUAACUUUCCUUUCAAAAGAUGAAUCAAAUUAGAAUCCCAAGCUGGAAGAGCUUGCUUGCAUCCUGGAUGAAGCAUACUGCUAUAACCCACAGAUCACACUCCUCUUUGCUAAGACAAGAACCUUAGUAGCUCCUUUGAAGAAGUGGAUAGACAGAAACCCUCUCCUUAGCAUAAAGUCAGAUGGGUUGAUGGGUUGUGGAAGAAGAGAUCAAAAAACAGGUAUGACCCUGCCAGUGCAGAAGGGUGUACUGGACGCAUUCAAAACCAAAGACAGCAGACUGCUAAUUGCUACAUCUGUUGCUGAUGAAGGCAUUGAUAUUUCUGAGUGCAACCUUGUUGUGCUCUAUGAAUACUUCGGUAAUGUCACCAAAAUGAUCCAAGUAAGAGGUCAUGGAAGGGCAAGAGGUAGCAAGUUCAUCCUUGUGAAGAAAACAGAAGUGGUUGAGAAUGAGAAACACAACCAUUACUAGGAAGAAAUUAUGACUGAAACUAUUGAAAAGCUACAGAAUUGGGAUGAAACAACAUUUGCAAGAAAGAUACAUGAACUGCAAAUGAAGGAAAAGGUAUUACGAGGUUUCAGGAAGAAGGAAGGAAGACGUACAGUAAUGGAAGAAAAAAAUCUUCUGUGUGGAAAAAGCAAAGCAUAUGCCUGUAGUACAGAUGACAGAGCUAUAAAGGAAUCUCAUCACACUGUCCUAAGAGAUGCGUUCAAGGAGCAUUACAUAAAAAAGCCUCACCAGAAACCAGUCCAGUUUGAUCAUUUUGAGAAAAAAAGCAAGAGGCAUUGCCAAAAUACUAAUUGCCAACUUGACAGGGAAAUCAUAGUGAAGUACAAGACAUUUGAUAAUCUACCAGUGAUCAAAAUCAAAAGCUUUGUAGUAGAGAACAUUGAGUUUGGGACACAAAUGGAACUUCAGAAACCGAAAAAUAUUUUUUCUUUGAAGAAUUUUGAUGGUGAAGAAACAUCCAGCUGAACCCAACAUUUUAAUGCACGUAUCACCCUA